This is a messenger RNA of Blastomyces gilchristii SLH14081, 7977 nucleotides long. Its product is annotated as translation initiation factor 4E. Gene Ontology annotation, cellular component: cytoplasm; eukaryotic translation initiation factor 4F complex. Gene Ontology annotation, biological process: translational initiation. Gene Ontology annotation, molecular function: RNA 7-methylguanosine cap binding; translation initiation factor activity. The record is from RefSeq and is a predicted model, not a curated record. The transcript is spliced from 5 exons. Bases 6341 to 7399 code for a protein of 352 amino acids. Lineage: Eukaryota; Fungi; Ascomycota; Eurotiomycetes; Onygenales; Ajellomycetaceae.
CGCUUCAAUGUCUUUCUUUUCUUUUCUUCACCUGCUCACUUGUAUGCAAUUAUGCAUUUCAAACUCGCAUCAUGGAUAAUCCGGUCAACCAACUAUUCAGGAUUCCAAUCCAUGUAUCUGCUGAAUACAUAUAUCAAACGACAAGAUGUGUGCAAGAUGCCGUGAUUUAAACCCCUUUUAAUUCGACGAAGGGGACAUGUCAUCUCAUCUUCUGCUCCUCUGCACCCUUCAAUAUGAGGCGUGUGGAACUACGCUCAAAAGCCAGUCUAGCCCGCCCAGUACCCAAGGUAGACUGAAGUUCGCGAUUGUGGGUGCCGGAAGUCGUGAGCCUCUUAAAAAAUAUUUUGAGCUUUCCUGUCAUCGACAGGUUCCACGUUCAGAGUUUCGCGUCAUAUUCUGGAUUGUCACGACCUUCCAAACUUAGAUUGUUUAUUUCGUCAAUAUAAACAUACAUAUGAAUCGCUCCCCAUCUUUAUACAGAUGCCCACCAUCGAAUAUGCUGGCUUGUGUAAAAGAUGACACAAAGAGAAGAUAACCAGACCCCCUGUCACAGUCUCACAGGCCGAAAAUACCUGCCAAUCUUUACUGGUGGAAAAGUGAAGACAUAUAGUUAUAGUGCAAGGACUUAGUUUGCAAGCAAGGUCGACUCUAACGGAUACGUAAUCCGAGCUGCAUCCGUAGCCUACCUAUAUCGAACCACCAGCCCCGCUGACCACUUUACGACUCCAAAUGCAGUGCCGUUUCGAUUCUGUGGAGGGCCUCCUGGAGCCGGUGCUCCUCUAAAGCAAAUGAUAUCCGUACCCACCCUUUUUCGAAAAGUGUUCCGUGGUAGCUUCCGCCACCUCUAACCACCACUCCGUUCUCCUUAAGUGUCGUUAUCAUAUCCAGUUCGUCCUCACAAGUCUUUGCAUUUGGAACGAGCCUUGCAAAUAUAUUUAAUCCUGCAUUUACUGGAAUAUAGUCGAUUCGAUGGCGAAUAAAGAAUGAAGUGAUGAGGAUAUAUGAUUCUGCCAACCUGGCCGAGUUCAAAGCGACUAAAAGGGGUAGUGUGGGUGAGGAAAGAAGAGCGGUUGUGGAUAAUACAGAUGGCGAUGAGACCUGGGCUUUGGGUGAAGCUGCAAGUCCAACAAUGGACUCUCUGUUAUCUUGUGAUACUAUACAACCCUUUUGUUAUUUUUUGUUUAGAAUUAGUAACCCAAUUUAAAAGUGUUUAGGGUGAGCGAUACUUACCAUUCGACAUCCGCUGACGCCGAAAUCUUUGCUGGUACCCCAUAUCAUAUGGAUACGAGAACGGUCACAUUGCAAUGCACCAGCAUCCAAGGACAAGACCGAAAUGAACGGAGUUGGGUCAGAAAUCUCCGCACACGAAAAUGUCGUCAUCGCAUACACUUCAUCAGAAACCAUGUGUAUUUCCCGUCGCUGACAAAACUUCAGGCAGGCUUCCAGAACUUCCUGGGGAUAACACUGCCCGAAUAAAUUAUGUGGGUUCGUUAAGACGAGGGCUCUUAUCCUGCAUGUGGCGUUAUCCAUCGCCUCCUCCAUUUUGGGUAUCAAGUUCAACGUAAAAAUGUCCGUGAAUUUUUCCGUUUUGACUAGAACUGACUGGACGGAUGAACAAGUGCGAAAGUCUACCUCAUCCCCGUCUAUAAGCGCUCUAUUAUGUUAUUCACCUGCUGCAAUAAUCCUUGAGACAAUUUAUCGCGAGCCUGGAGUAUUUGAGGAUGGAAACUCACUCCAAUAUGGCCCUGGCACUAAGACGCCGUCUUCAGGAUCGCAGAUUUUAUAGAGCAAGGUAACAAGACAACUGUUCGUCCCUGAGCCUGCAACUAUGUGAUGUGGCCUGACAGGUACACACGGAUUAAAAUAGUUGUUAAACAAUUUUGCGAGGCUUCCCAGAAGGCCAAUAUUUUCAUUAUUCAAGUGGCAUAAAUGAGUCCUACAUGCGAGUGUAAUUCACUGUUGGCUCCGGGUUUGCAGAUGUCGGCUAGCUCCUCCCGAAGAAGGCAAUUUUCAUCUGUAGACAGGUCGAUGUCUAACUCAUCAGGAUCGCGACGGUCGGUUAUUCUCAUCCCUAUCGAUGGUGUGAUCGGUGAAAUGCUGGAUGUUCGAGUAGGCAGCUGCGAAUAAUUCAUUUUGGUGACCAUCGCAGAAUGCAGGCACUGAGCGAAAAAGAACUGUCGCUUGCCGCUGGUUCGACUGACAACACGAGCGGUUUAGGGAAACAAAAAUAAAUGUCGCUCCAGAUUCCCUUCACCUCCUUGCCCCAAGGCGAAUUUAACUCCUGCUCUGGCAGUAGCGUUAGGCGUUUCUGCCUUCUCAGCUGGCGCCCAAGCUUGAUCUGAUAGAUAAUUUUUUUGCUAGCAGCCAGGUGAGAGCAUACAGCCGACAUUUCCUUUUAUGACUAGAGCAGGUAAAUUUGAUUGCCACCCGCUUCUCCAAAAAUAGUUAUUAGCCAUAGCCGCCUGAAGCCUUGCGGCAUGGUUUAGUGAGCUGUCAAGUUAUUCACGAGACCAUGUGAGCGGAUUCAAUUCGACGUGGCCGAACGUCAGGACCGAGAAGGGAAGAGCCGAAACAAAAUCCUCGACAUCCACCUCUUGUUCAUAAAACAGCGGAACUUCGCUUCAGAUGAUGAUAAGCUUUUCGAUGGCAAUUGAGCCAACCCUGCUUGUUUCCACGGCUCAGGCGCAAUGUCUCCUUGUACCACUUGCCUAUCUUGACUAGACUCCAGAUUAUGAAGGCUAAAUCUGAGGGACUAACACAAUAUGCCUGCUGAAGGUGUUCCACUGUUGACCUGUCAUAUCUUGUGCCACAGGUGUAGCUCGAUUUAAUCUUCAAGUCAAUGCUGAGGAUGGAAGUGCUUGGUUUGCAGCUUCAAUUGAAAUCAUAGACACUUCAAAUAUCCGUGAACUCAAACAUGUAAUCACUUGAGUUUCGACCCUAGCCGAGAGCAAUCCCAAUUCAAGUUAUACUCUCUAGCGUUUGAAAGGGGAUGGCAAGGGAAGCAAUCGGGCCGAAAGUCUUGACUCGCUAACAAUACUUAGGGAGGAUGAUACCGAUAUAUACGGUGCAUGUGCGCGUACACUUCGUACGAUCAUGCCACGAGCGAUCCAUGUUUCGAGUUUCGACACCCCGAUAAUUACUGGUAAAGACCCCUAGCUGCAUAAACGGACCGGUCUUUGAGGCUUUAGUCCCAGUUUUCGGCGGCUUUCCAAACAAGUCAAAAGAGCAGAUUUACGGCAGAUUCCACUGCCCAUUUUUGGAUAUUUCUCAGGCAAUUCCCAUCGGCCGCAGCGAUGUGCGGCCAACGUGACAUGGUAUCGACCCACAAAGCCCUAUUCCCAGCCCUGCCAGGAUAUUAUUGAUUCCACGUUUAGAAAAUUUCGGGGGGAUCACGACAGAUUCCCUUUUCCCAACUCUUUGAGGCUGGAGCUGUGUUUUUAAGGACCAUGCCCAUUGGGGAGAGGCCUACCGAUCGGACUCCGGGCUUCCAGUUGCUGCGCAAAACUGUGGUUGCCAAGCGGUUUGGAAAGGUUGUUCCCAUUUUUGGGGGUUUAAAUGCAUGGCGGGCUGCAGGGCAAGCAUCUGUUGUCUGACAUGCUCUGUGGGAGUAUCCAUCUGAACUUAGACAAACGCUUGCCGGACCCCAGAGAACCCUCCGCCACUUACGAGGUCAGUGGUUUAUGACUGCUCCAUUCUCCUACAUGGCUUUGAAAGCUGCCAUCCACCUCAAAUACAGCUUUCCAGUAGCUGUGUCCUGCUUGCAUCCAGCAGUAAGAGGAGGGGGGGAAGAUUCCCGGAGGUUAAGGCCUGCAUCCAAAAAUGGAAUUCUGGGCUUGGCAACACUUUCGGUCCCUUGUUACCUUUUUAGGUAACGUUAAUUAGGGCUAGAACGGAUUUUCUGGCCUAACAGCGUAUGUCAACUCCGGCAAAGGUUUAUGCGAAACGACUUUCCCUUUUGAGAGAGCACAUCACCAAACUCCGCCUACGACGUGCGUAUCAAACGUCUCCACAUCGUUGCAUUUGCGCCCGCGCGCUUCGUCCAAAACGGCAAAUGAACUCGACGCUCUAAAACACAUAUUUCUCGUCUUGUUUCUCUCUUUUUUCCACGUUAACCAUCCUAAUCACGUUAGAUUGUUGACGAGAAUUCCUCUCGGUUAUGAGCUAACUUUUCGAGAAAAUGGAUAGGGUGAUGGUGGUUAGCUCCUGUAAAAUCCAGAUAACAUAUAGUAUUGAUCAAGCCAUUACUUACGAUGCCAAAAUAACAAUGUAUAGUAGCACUCAAUUGCAAACUCUGCAUUCCUGUACCAGGUGAAGUUUGUCCUUAGGGUUACGUUUGUGUGACGCCAUAGGCACGUUGGCCCUGGCUUGCUCAAUGUAGUGAGAUCCUUGCGAUGUGGUACAUAAAGCCUUCCAGAUCUCUUCUGCGCUUUACCAUAGGCGAAAAGCUGGGCCACUUCAUUACAUCGAUAGGCAUACGUCUGCAGAGCUAUUCUCCACCUGAUUCGAAAUAACUGCAAUUCUGUUGCAAGCCCUGCACGUCUGCCGGUAUAACUGUCCUGUCUGCAGCAUCUGGCUAACUCUCAUUGCUCCCGACUGAUGAAAUGAUGCUUCGUGAUGAUCGGCCCGUUAUGCGUUUAGCAAGGCUGAGGACCGUAUCUCUCAUGGUCCAAGGUGAAUUGGCGACAUGCCGAAUUGGCAACCGGGCGUAUUUAUUCUGCCGAACCUUUCACUUGGGCGGCUUCGAGCAUUCCCAACGGAAAAGUGAUGAAUGGUUUUUCAAAUCCGAGACGGACCACGGAUAAUGAUAUGAUAUCCUCAUUUAUCGAGCAGCGCAAAAUAGGAAAAUGAAUGCAAGUAUGAAUUGAUUCUACCCAUUGGACAAACUGCUCUUCCUUAGGUGUGGACCUGAACUGGAUCCUUUGCCUCUAAGCGCGGAAUUGCCGUUAAGUCAAUAAGCGAACGGCAAUUUUUCACCGUGUAAGAGCCUCAGAGAAAGCAUUUGGACCAUAUCACGUUCUAGUUGAGGGCCUUCAAAUUUCUUCUCAAACAAUUUAGGUUUGUUAAGAAGCCUAAACCAAGAUCAUAGCAGAGGUAUAUCUCAUUAUCCCAUGGUUAACCGAGCGGUUGAACCACUCCAACCACCAACAAAGAUACAUGGCUGCUCAAAGCGCGCGCGCGCCCCAUAUUGAUCGGGUGGUCCAUCCAUUCAAUUCCUAGCUCAGUCCUUGAAGGCUUUGAAUAGCAGUGUCCUUUCACGCCGAAAUCUAUUCUUUCGCUUCGACAAUCACCACCCUUGGAGGGAUUGUAAGAUCAAAUCGAUUAUUGAGCAUCCUUCGUUCGAACCCAAAUACGAACCCCAACUCUUACACCGCGUUUUUAUCGUCAUUGUUUGGAAACGGUUUUCUUUCCACUCCUAGCGAAGUGUCAGGGUAGGGUAUCAGGAUAGCGACAGAUGCCUGGGAACAUUGGUAUUUCCCUGUAUACUGCGACUUGACCACGUAUUGACGUUCUACUGGGAUAUACGUAACACUUCUGUCCACUACAGCCGUCGUCAUGUCCACAUGGGUUAGCCCACCCCAGAGGGGCAACCAAGUGUUCUAUAGGAAGAAUCAACGAAUCAGGGACUAUAGCUUACUACCGUGCAAUGGAAAUAUUUACCAUUGAGACAGGGUGUUGGUCAUCUUCAGAGUUUUACAAUCUCUGGAUCUCCUGGAAAUACCAUGUACAUCGACAGACUCUAUAUGCAUGGUACCAGGUGUAGAUCAUGAUCGGAUAAUAUUAGAUAAAGAUCUUGGAUUCCAUUCGUCUUCAACUUUCUUUCACUUCACGUUGUCGUUCACGUGGUAGCUGCCACAUCCAUGUAGGCACACUUUUGCCAAAUGAAAAGCGAGGCUCGCUCGGUAAAACAGCUACCAAGUGUGUUGGGCUAGUAGUAUAAAAACGGCACGAGUCAAUUGCAUCUAGUUCAGGUUGUACGAGCUGUUGGCCCGAGUUUUCCCAACUCAAGAUUUGCGCGCGUUAAAUCCAAAAUUUCAGUCCCAAAGAAGCCUAGUGUGGCGUCCCAGCCGCAUCUUAGACGCGCGGUAAAUGCAACGUGUGGCGGCAAAGCUGGUGCUCCGCUUUUGCUCGUUCAACUUUCAAGUCCAGCAGCAUUUAAUCUUGAACUCAUUCCCAAAAUUCUUCCAAAUACCCAUCCUGUCAUACGCUUCAUAUCUCGGUACAUUUGCCUAUUCUUAAUUUUACUGUCCCUUUCACGACAUUUGAAACCCGAUUGCUGCUCUCUCCUUUUCUGCUGUUGGAUGCACUUUUCUCCCAAUUUUAGGUAAAACGCUUGGUCGCAAUGGACAACGCCAACCUAUGGACUCGCCGCUCGAACACUAGCAAGUUGUCCCUGUCCAUGUCCGGCUCGGACAGCAAAGAUAGUAGUGGAAGACAGGAUUCCUCCAGAAGUCAUCCGUCCAAGCGAUUCGGUCCUGACAGCUCUCACGGCCGAUCCAACCCUUUCAACGCAAUCUCCCCCCUUACUACAAACGCACCCUCCCCCUCCGCCGGCGCCUCAUCCGCCUUUGGCUUAGGAUCCGGUGCAUUUGCCUCCUUCGGCUCGGCCAAAACACCGAAAACUCCCGGCGCAUUUGACCUCAGUACCCCGAAACCCACCAGCGAAAAACGAGAAACGCAACCAGAAAACGAAGGGACGAAUAAUAAAACUGUGAAAUUGAGGGCAUCAUCCUCUUCUCUCAAUAAUACCUCUGCACCAGCUCCAAAAGAGCACCCCAUACGGUCCACUUGGAUUGUCUGGUACCGACCCCCAACGCCGAAGCAUUCCGACUACGAAAAAUCCACCAUAGCUCUUGCAUCGAUAUCUUCUGUUGAGAGUUUCUGGGCCGUUUACUCACAUCUUAAGCGGCCCUCUCUCCUCCCGGCGGUGUCGGACUACCAUAUUUUUAAGAAAGGAAUACGGCCAGUUUGGGAAGACGAAGCAAACAAACGAGGAGGGAAAUGGAUUGUCAGAUUGAAGAAAGGAGUUGCUGAUCGCUAUUGGGAAGAUUUGCUUCUGGCAAUGGUGGGCGAUCAAUUUGCAGAAGCAAGCGAUGAGGUGUGCGGGGCAGUCCUGAGCGUCAGAAGCGGGGAGGACGUUCUGUCUGUCUGGACAAGGAUUGAUGGUGGGCGGAAUAUUAAAAUUAGGGAAACAAUCAAGCGGUUGCUAGCGUUCCCGCCGGACACCAACAUUGUAUGGAAAAGCCAUGACGAUAGCAUUGCCCAACGCUCCGCCAUCGACCAAGCCCGCCUGGACAAAGCCGCUGCGAAUGCCGGUCACCACCACCAAGGCUCAGAUCGUCGUCGUGGGCACAACCAGGAUGACGCUUCCGCUGAUAAAGGGCGGACAGCAGCAUCGUAAAAGGUCCAGAUACGAAUAUGGGCAGUGUACAGUAGUAGCUCUUUGCGUUUUUCCCUUUUCUUUUAAUAUUUUUGUGCUGAUGUUGUGUGGUCCUGUCAUUGCGGUCAGGCAGGCUUUCGCAGAUGGCUUCUUCAGAGAGUCCUUUGUUUUGUCCGUUGCUUCUUCCUUAAUGCUCUCUCUUUGUAUCAAGUGGAGAAGAGUAGUGGAAAAUUCUGUGUUUGGAGUGAAGCUUUUCUUCUAUUCUGAUUAACUGGUGGAUUUUAGCUAGCCUUUGGUUUUGUUUUAAGUUUAUUUUUGAGGAUUUCACGACCUGGAAGGAAUAUGAUGGCAGGAAUAGAAAUUCAUUUUGCCUCUUGCUACUGUUUCACUGAAUAUCUCACAUCUAGGAAUAUCUACUGAUGACACCGAAAAGAACGGAAUGAUUGCACCAGAUUUAAGUCAGAAUAGAGGUUAAUGAUUCUAAAUAAUGUUAAUUAUUCAAAAUCCCAUAUAUUUAUGCCAAAGAAUUUUCGGAAUCCCUAUGCGGUGGCAGCUGUCCAUCCCGGUUGGGACCGUUUAAAUUUUAAAUUCCACUCUAU